Messenger RNA from Humulus lupulus (European hop), 1260 nucleotides. RefSeq lists its product as uncharacterized. Bases 1 to 1260 code for a protein of 419 amino acids. NCBI's taxonomy places the organism in Eukaryota, Viridiplantae, Streptophyta, Magnoliopsida, Rosales, Cannabaceae. The record is from RefSeq and is a predicted model, not a curated record. The transcript has 3 exons.
AUGUUAAUUCCAGGACCUAAACAACCCGGGAAUGAUAUUGAUAUAUACUUAGAACCUCUCGUAGAGGACUUGAAAUUAUUAUGGAAUGAGGGAGUUGAUGCUCAUGAUGCAUUAGACAAUACAAAUUUCAAGUUGUGGGCUAUUGUGAUGUGGACAAUCCAAGAUUUUACAACAUAUGGGAACCUUGCUGGUUGUAAAAAUAAGGGAUAUUUUAGUUGUCCCUUAUGUGGUUAUGGUACUCAUUCAGAGUGGCUAAAACAUAGCGGGAAGUUUUCAUAUCGAGGUCAUCAAAAAUUUCUUCAAGAAGACCAUCCAUUUCAGAGUAAAAGAAGUUGGUUUGAUGGAGAAGAAGAGCAUGGAAAUCUGCCAAGAAUCAUGAAUGAGACUGCAAUUGCUGAACACCUUAAAGAUUUUGUGAAUGAAUUGCAUGUUUGUCACAAUUUGGAUGUGAUGCACAUAGAGAAAAAUGUUUGUGAAAGCAUCUGUAAUACAUUGCUAUAUGUUGCUGGAAAAAGUAAAGAUGGACUAAAAGCUCGCUUGGAUUUGCAACAUAUGGGUAUUAGGAGUGCAUUACACCCACAAGAGAAGGGGACUAGAACCUAUCUUCCUGCAGCUUUACACACACUAUCAAAGCUUGAGAAAGAAUUAUUUUGUAAAAGGUUGUUCUCAUUGAAAGUACCUGAUGGAUAUAGCUCAAAUAUUCGAAAUUGUGUUUCAAUGGAGCAAUGCAAGCUCAUGGGCCUUAAGUCACACGAUUGCCACAUUUUGAUGCAAAAAUUACUACAGGUGGCUAUAAAAGGAUUGAUGCCAAUGGGUCCAAGAGAUGCUAUAAUAAGAUUAUGCAUGUUCUUUAAUCGAAUAUGUCAACAUGUUCUUGAUAGAGAAAGCAUAAUGACAUUAGAAAAUGAUGUUAUUGAAACUUUAUUUUACGUGGACAUUUUAUUAAUGAUGAGCAAGUUUAUGAUUAAUAGACGCAUGAAGAUAUUUAAAGAUUAUGUCAGAAAUCGAGCAAGGCCUAAAGGUUGUAUUGCGGAGUGUUAUCUUGCAGAUGAGUGUGUGAGCUUUUGUAAUGAAUUCAUUGACCAUUCAAUUGAACUAAACACAAAAGAAGGUCGAAAUGAAGAGCGGUCAAAUGAUGUGAUACUUGAAUGUCGUCCAAUUUCUAGGAGGAAAGAAAUUAUAUUGACAGAUGAGUUGUUAGAAAUUGCACAUCGAUACAUUCUGUUAAAUACAUCUGUUGUGGAGCCUUUUCUAGAGUAA